This is a messenger RNA of Yarrowia lipolytica CLIB122, 636 nucleotides long. RefSeq lists its product as uncharacterized. Lineage: Eukaryota; Fungi; Ascomycota; Dipodascomycetes; Dipodascales. The record is from RefSeq and is a predicted model, not a curated record.
AUGCGUUCUGGCAGGUUGAAAUAUGCGCUUGGAGCCCUCUCGCUGCUAUCUAUAUGGUACCUGUUUUCACCCACCGUCACCAAUUUCGUGGUGUGGAACUUCGAGGAUCUCCUCAUUGGAGACGUGAGCUCCGACAUUGUGUUUCUACAGCGACUUCACGCGUACGCCAUGGACGAUGAUAGAUCAUGUGAGGUGCCUGAAUGGAUCCCAGAGGGCACUCUCGUCACGUCUAGACCUGACUGUCAAGCCCCCCAGGGCUGGGAAGUGAAACAUUUACCUCACUCGAACAUUCCGACCUUUGAUUUUGCCAUGGGUUCGUGUUCACGAGGAGAAAGAAUGCUGUGUCUCAUUUUAUCCAACAGCCAUCCUCUUCCGUUCGGCAAAAGGCACAGGAAGAACCCGCUGCAUCAGCUGACUCGUCAGACCUUGUCUCUCUACACCAACGAAGACUACAGCUGGAGCUGCAACGCCAAACAUCUCAGUGCCUGCCAGGUCGUGCCUGGAGGAUCAGCCCAGUGCAUUUUGGAAGCUAUGGUGGCGCACAAUUUCGGGUCAGAGCUCGAUAAGAAGGUCACGUGGAAACGAGCUCUGGAUCAUUGCAAGAUCCAUCAGAGUCAUAUUAGUUGGAGCAGGUAG